Messenger RNA from Zasmidium cellare ATCC 36951, 615 nucleotides. RefSeq lists its product as uncharacterized. NCBI's taxonomy places the organism in Eukaryota, Fungi, Ascomycota, Dothideomycetes, Mycosphaerellales, Mycosphaerellaceae. Bases 1 to 615 code for a protein of 204 amino acids. The transcript has a single exon. The record is from RefSeq and is a predicted model, not a curated record.
AUGGGCUUCACCUACCAGUCAUCGCAGCUUAUAGCUUCCUCUCCAGGAAAGAGCGGCCUUGUCCUCUGUGUUCCAGACAUGAAGAAACCAAACAGCACACGACGGACAUACUCGAGGCGACUGUCCAUAGGCUCCUUCAGUGGUCACAGCAAAGCGAUUUCGAAUUCCCAACACCAAUCGAGCAAUUGCGAACCGUUCGAGUACCAAUUCCUGCGAGGUUAUGCUCUUUUCGGAGAUACAGCCGCCUCUGUGCCCAGCAGCCUCCUCGUAAGGCAAACGACUCAGCUGACAGAAAGCCCAAAUGAGGUACUGAGGUACUUAAGAAGUUGUACGCCGUACUGCCAGCACCCGGUGUCCUCCACCGCCCCCUUUGCGAUCCGUCUCAGCCCGACCCGCAUCACCAUACACCUCUCACGAUUCUCCACGAGGCCAGCAUCCCCAUGUCUUGCACCUGCUGUGGUUUCCAAACUCGGAUGCCGGACACAUGCCACGAACACGUUCGCGGCGCGGAAGCAUGGCAUGCCCGAUCUGUGUCGCUGCAGCCAGCCAAUGUUUGCUGUCAUAUGGCUAUGGAAGGGUGGUUCGCAUGGCCGCGGAACUCGGGCCGAUCGGUGA